AUGCGUCGUUCGUACAACACCAUGAAGGCUGCGCCGCUGCGCACAGAUCAAACCUCAACAGAUCAUGAAAGCCCUGGAAUUACCCAAGGCCAGAAUGAGUCCCCGGGCGUCGAAUAUCCUGAUGGGGGAACAAAGGCUUGGACGGCAGUAUUCGGCUGUUUCUGUGCAUUCUUUGGCGCAUUGUCCAUGAUGAACUCCAUUGGCGUCUAUCAAAAUUGGCUAUCGACCCAUCAGCUUGAAGGAUACAGCUCGGGAAGUAUCGGAUGGAUAUUCGGCCUCUACAACUUCUUGAGCUUCUUCACAGGAAUCCUCAUCGGUCCUCUUUUCGAUACCAAGGGCCCAAAGCCGCUCUCAAUCAGUGGAUCUGUCCUGCUCCUGUUGACCUAUGUCCUUCUGGGGUGGUGCACCAAGUACUGGCAUUUCAUGUUAUGCUUUGGUGUUCUGGGGAGCUUUUCGACCUGCCUCCUCUUUACCGCAGCCAUGGGGACUGUGCAGCACUGGUUCUUGAAGCGGCGCGGGCUGGCAACAGGACUUGCCAUCUGCGGCGGAAGCGUCGGUGGCAUCACGACACCGUUGGUUUUGAGCGCCUUGCUGCCCAAAAUCGGGUUCACAUGGGCCAUGAGAGCCUUGGCGCUUCUCAUGGUGCCUUUUGUAAUUUGCGCCAUUCUUCUCAUGCGCGGGAGACACCAAGACAUUUCCACCAUGCCGAAGAGCAUCUUACCCGAUAUCACUGUUCUGUGGGAGCCGAGGAAAGCGGUACUCACCGUCGGUGCCUUGUUCAUCGAGCUCGGGCUUUUUAUUCCGAUGACUUAUAUUGCCUCGUUCGCUACCAGCCAUGACAUGUCAUCAGAGGCCGCUUAUCGGACAGUCACCCUUAUGAAUGUCGGCUCGCUGAUCGGAAGAUGGCUGCCAGGAUGGUUAGGUGACAAGCUUGGGCGGUUCAAUAUGCUUAACAUCGCCCUGGCACUCUGUAUUGUGUCAAUAUUUGGCAUUUGGCUGCCACCAACGGGGGCAUCGCCUGCUGGGCUGACUGCCUUUGCAGUUAUUUUUGGAGUUGGUAGCGGAAGUGGGAUCAGCCUCCUUCCGGUCUGCAUUGGACAACUCUGCGAGACUGAGAAUUAUGGAAAGACGUUCACAGCGGUCUACAGUGUUGGAAGUAUCGGGUCUUUGAUCGGAGUGCCACUUGGCGGGCAGAUUUUGGAGGCGGCCAAGGGCGACUACAUGGGGUUAAUCAUCUUUUCAGGUGCCGCGUAUGUGGUCGCAUUUGGAAGUCUCACUGUAGUGAGGAUCAUGAGUGCAGGGGCAAAGGGUUCUACCAAGUUCUAG
Molecule: messenger RNA, 1326 nt
Organism: Clonostachys solani
Lineage: Eukaryota; Fungi; Ascomycota; Sordariomycetes; Hypocreales; Bionectriaceae
Source: the annotation of a GenBank genome assembly